This is a messenger RNA of Magallana angulata, 1247 nucleotides long. Its product is annotated as CKLF-like MARVEL transmembrane domain-containing protein 4. Gene Ontology annotation, cellular component: membrane. The record is from RefSeq and is a predicted model, not a curated record. Lineage: Eukaryota; Metazoa; Mollusca; Bivalvia; Ostreida; Ostreidae. The transcript is spliced from 5 exons. Bases 100 to 711 code for a protein of 203 amino acids.
CAGAACUUUGCACGCCCCCUUUGUCACGUGAUUUAUCGCUUAAUUUAAGGUAGAGUGUAUCCAGUGAGGAGACAACUAAACAUACAUCAAUAUUACCAGAUGGCGUCCACCGAGGAGAGUAGCCAGUCCGCGGAGAGCCAGCGUCAGUCCAUACCCAUAGGGUCAACCAGCAUCUCCAUUAACCUAACCUUCGUCAAAAGUAUUCUCGGGAUUUUCGAGGGAACUAUCAUCAUUCUGUCACUCAUUUGUUUGAUCUGCGCUGGGGCCGGGGCUAACGUGGUGUGUGACUAUGCCUACGGGUCGAACUAUGGCUUCUAUGAGUUCGUUGCGGGCUCUGUGUUUUUAACAUACUUCAUAGACUACUUGAUUUUCACUAUUAGUAUCGAAGAAAGAUGGUGUAUGAAAUUUGUACCGUGGCUAGUAUGGCACUUUUUCAGUGGGGUUAUAUUCACCUUUCUGUACCUGAUAGCGUCCAUAGUAAUGGCAUCUCACACGUGCGGACGGGGUGGAUACGCGGCGGCCGCUGUGUUUGGGUUUAUCACCACCAUCGUGUCCGGUGUGGAGACGUACUUCCUGUUGUUGUCUCUCCGUCAGGACCACGCCCCCACCGAUAACAAGGUCCUCAAUAUGUUGGGGGUCCCCCAGGGUAACAGCGCGUCCCCACAGAGCCCAGAAUACGAUCCAGAGAGCGUUCCGGAAUCAAAGUAUUGAGAACAAUACUAAAAUAGAAACUAAAUUUAGAGCCACUCAUUGUGUGAAUGAUAGUUGUCCAAAAAUUAUGUGUUCUUUGUUAGAGAUUCGUUAUCACGUGCCUGUAGAACAUUCAUUAAUAUUACACACGUGUCAUUUAUACCGAUAAAAAGACUUUGUGAAUGAGGUGCGCAAGAUUCUAUAUUCAUUGUAUAUGUGAUAGCUAUUUUCAUACACCAAGAAGAAAAUGCAACAUAAAUCUAAUAUAUAUUAAGAUAAAAUUUUAACGAUCGUGUAAUUACGAAGCAUGAAUGCAUAGGUUUUUGUGAAUUGCAACGACGUCCAUUUCAUCGGACCCUAAAACGUUUUCACUAUUCAACGAAUAUGAAUUCAAUUUGUAAAUUUUAAUGAAUUUCAUAGACAUGUAUACAAUGUAUAUCCAUUUUCAAUUAACAUGAUAUCAGCUGUUUUGCUGUUUUCAAAAGUGUUUGUUUAAUUAUAACUCAAGUUUUACGAAUUUUGUGUCAUGUCAACCAAAAUAAAAUAUAUUCUAAAUA